UCCAUCCCCUUCUGCACCAUGUACGCCAUAGCCAUCUUGGGGAACUUCACCAUCCUGUUCAUUGUGAAGAGGAAGCCGAGCCUCCAUGAGCCCAUGUACUAUUUCCUCUGCAUGCUGGCUGUCACCGACCUGGUCCUGUGCAUGUCCACCCUGCCCAAAAUGCUGAGCAUUUUCUGGUUCAAUUUCAGGGACAUCGAUUUCAGUGCCUGCCUCACCCAGAUGUACUUUGUUCAUUGUGUCUCAGUGAUAGAGUCUGGCAUCUUCGUGGCCAUGGCUUUUGAUCGCUACGUGGCCAUCUUUGAUCCCCUGAGAGAUUCCAUCAUCCUGACAAAUCCCGUGGUGGCCAUGAUCGGCCUGGCCAUAGUGCUGCGUGGCAGCAUGAUCAUACUGCCCACUCCCUUCCUGGCGAGGCAGUGGCCAUAUUGCAGAACCAACAUCAUCCCCCAGUCGUACUGUGGGCAUAUGGCUGUGGUGAAGCUGGCCUGCGCUGACAUCCGCAUCAGUAGUUACUAUGGCCUCUUUGUGCUUUUCUGUGUGUUGGGUCUGGACGCAAUUUUUAUUGCCAUGACCUAUGUCCAGAUCCUCAGGGUCAUCUUCAGCCUCCCCACAAACGAUGCCCGGUUCAAGGCUUUUGGGACCUGCGGCUCCCACCUCUUUGUCAUUUUAGCCUUUUAUAUCCCAGAGCUGGCUGGUGACAUGGUGCUGGUCCCUCUCCCCUGA
Molecule: messenger RNA, 720 nt
Organism: Mauremys reevesii (Reeves's turtle)
Lineage: Eukaryota; Metazoa; Chordata; Testudines; Geoemydidae
Product: olfactory receptor 52M1-like
Exons: 2
Biological process (GO): G protein-coupled receptor signaling pathway
Cellular component (GO): membrane
Molecular function (GO): olfactory receptor activity
Source: RefSeq, a predicted model, not a curated record